Brassica napus (rape) is the source of this 2218-nucleotide messenger RNA. Its product is annotated as wall-associated receptor kinase-like 2. NCBI's taxonomy places the organism in Eukaryota, Viridiplantae, Streptophyta, Magnoliopsida, Brassicales, Brassicaceae. Gene Ontology annotation, molecular function: polysaccharide binding; ATP binding; protein serine/threonine kinase activity. Gene Ontology annotation, cellular component: plasma membrane. Gene Ontology annotation, biological process: cell surface receptor signaling pathway; protein phosphorylation. The record is from RefSeq and is a predicted model, not a curated record.
AAGUCUCCGGUCAACUAAAGCGUCCAUCUUGAAAAUUUCAUUAUACCUCUUCUGUAUAGUCACAUCUAUGCUCUUCAUCGUUGGGUCAUCAGCAAGAACACAUCCAGAUCUUUGUAAUAGAGUCUGCGGAGGAAUAGAAAUCCCGUUCCCGUUCGGUAUUGAUGGGAACGACUGCUAUUUAAACCCGUGGUACGAGGUUGUCUGUAACAGCUCUGUUCCAUUCCUCUCACGAAUCAACAGGGAAGUGGUGAACAUCUCUCUUCAAAAUGGAGUUCUUCUCAUUAAAGACUAUGUGAGUUCCUCUGGUUGUUCUCGUAGCAGGCAAGGACCAGGAAACUCACAGCCUUUGAACAUCUCGGGCCAAGGCAGCCCCUUCUUCUUGACAGACACAAACCACCUCGUUGCGGUUGGUUGCAACACUAGAGCCGUUAUGACGGACAUCCAGCCGCAGAUAAUCGGUUGCGAGACGAGCUGUAACGAGACAAACAGCCGAAUCUGCCAGACGAGGAUACCUGAAUGGCAGCCCCAAGUAGCCGGUGUGAGUUUAGAGAAUCACGAAGGUGGCAACACAACAGGAGUAGGAGGAUGCAGAGCUGCGUUUUUGACGAGCGAGAAAGUGAAUGUUCCCGAGCCAGAAAAGUUUGAUGCUGAUGGAUACGCUGCAGUAGAGCUAGGAUGGCAUUACGAUACUGCUUCAGCACCUCAUGUUGAGAGUCUUUCACGUUGCCAAAAUGUGACCGCCAUGGGUGGUACCAUUUUUAAUACGAGUUGUUACUGCUCAUACGGUUACUUCUCCGGGUUCAGCUACGCGGACUGCUUUUGUGACUCAAAUUACCCAGGGAACCCAUACCAUCAAGAUGGAUGUAUACUGAUUGAUAGAUGUAAGGAAGAAGGACGCUACAAAUGUGGUAAAGAUGAAAUCUGUGUUAAUUUACGUACAUCAACCAAAUGCGUGCCGAAGCAGCGCAAGUCCAACCCGGUGAUUAAAGGUGUUCUAAUAGGUUUGGCACUGUUGUUUUUCGUCAUGGGAGUUUUUGGGUUGUACAGGUUCCUCAAGAACCAGAAGAGGAUCUACCAAAGCAAGAUGUUUUUUAGACGUAAUGGAGGUUUGCUGUUGAAACAACAGUUAGCUAGAAAGGAAGGAACCGUAGAGAUGUCCAAGAUAUUUACCUCCAAAGAGUUAGAGAAAGCCACUGAUAACUUUAACAAGAACAGGAUUCUUGGGCAAGGAGGUCAAGGUACUGUGUACAAAGGAAUGUUGGUAGAUGGGAGAAUCGUUGCUGUGAAGAGGUCCAAAGUCGUGGACGAAGACAAAGUAGAGGAGUUCAUCAACGAGGUUGUUGUUCUGUCACAGAUCAAUCACAGAAACAUUGUGAAGCUCUUAGGCUGUUGUCUCGAGACGAAAGUUCCAAUCUUGGUAUAUGAGUUUGUUCCAAACGGGGAUCUCUUCAAGCUUCUUCAUGGUGAAUCUGAUGAUUACAAGAUGACAUGGGAGGUGCGUCUUCAUAUUGCGAUAGAGAUUGCAGGAGCACUUUCAUACUUGCACUUAGCUGCAUCUUUCCCCAUAUACCAUAGAGAUAUCAAGACUACCAAUAUACUAUUGGAUGAGAAGCAUCAGGCCAAGGUGUCUGAUUUCGGAACUUCAAGAUCGUUAACCACAGAUCAAACUCACUUGACAACUCAAGUUGCUGGUACUUUUGGGUACGUAGAUCCAGAAUACUUUCAAACAAACAAGUUUACGGACAAAAGUGAUGUGUACAGUUUUGGAGUUGUCCUUGUGGAGCUCUUAACAGGAGAAAACCCGUCCACUCGAGUCCGGUCCGAAGAAAAAACCAGGGGUUUUGCAGCUCAUUUUGUUGAGGCCGUGAAAGAGAAGAGAGUUCUUGACAUAGUUGAUGAUCGGAUCAAAGAUGAAUGUGACUUGGACCAAGUGAUGUUGAUGGCAAAACUAGCUACAGGGUGUUUAAACCGAAAAGGGAAGAAAAGGCCAAACAUGAGAGAAGUUUCAAUCGAGCUAGAGAAGAUUCGUUCAUCAACUUAUGAUUCAGAGAUUCAUAUUGAGGAGGACGAUGAUGAUGAAGAGGAUCAAGCCAUGUCAUUCAACAUUGAUGAGCCUUGGGAUGUUGUUAUGACUGCUCCAGCCUCCUUGUUUGAUAAUGCAUCCCCUACUUCGGAGCCGCUGGUUCCCCAACGAACAUGGUGAUAAUCGACCUAAAAA